Molecule: messenger RNA, 1817 nt
Organism: Salvelinus namaycush (lake trout)
Lineage: Eukaryota; Metazoa; Chordata; Actinopteri; Salmoniformes; Salmonidae
Product: mediator of RNA polymerase II transcription subunit 21
Exons: 4
Coding region: 792-1229 (145 amino acids)
Biological process (GO): regulation of transcription by RNA polymerase II
Cellular component (GO): mediator complex
Molecular function (GO): transcription coregulator activity
Source: RefSeq, a predicted model, not a curated record
AUAUAAUCGGCGUAAUGAAUAUGCCCCUGGUACAGCUAACCUUCAGAGUUUGUCUCUGACCAGUGGACAUCAGAAGGAUGUUUGCAAAAUAUUCGAACGGAGUACUUUAGCUAGCUGAUAACCUACCUUUCCUUCCAAGCACGCUUAAUCGGAAUGAUGUCGUUAGGCAGUUGUCAGUCAGAUACUAGCUAGCUAUCGUUACAGCUAGCGGAUCAACAAGGUUAACGUUAGCUAUUUAAAUGUUACGGAAAUCAGGUGAAUCAGUCACUGAAAAUACAAGCAAACAAAAGCUGAAAGAGUCUAAUGUUGGCAUUGUAUUUAAUUGAAAUUUGAUAUACUUAGCUGUCAGAAGAAAAGUGAAAUUACACAUAAAACAAACCAAUACUCGUAGAUUUACCUUAGCGAUAAACUCCUUAGCCAAGCGGCACACUUCCUGUUGUUACUGCUGCAGUCUGGGAAAAGUAUGGGCACGUUCUUUAGAUCAGAAGCUUUUUAUUUAUUUAUUUAUCGCCUCCUAUAAUUCCAGUUAGAAUAACUAGGUCUAUCAGACACUUUUCCCCAUUCGGAUACUGAUUUUAUUAUACACAUUAUAUAGUUAAAUAAAGGUUACAUAAAAAAAGGUAUAAUGAUCAUAUAUAUAUAUAUAUAACAUAUCUGAUACUCCUUUCCCAGUUUUGUUUUGUUUGAUUUUCUUUCACUGUUCGUUGUGUACUCCAACCUGCGGAUGGCAACAACACGCUAAGAAACGUCUUGUCUGUCCGGAAAUCCAAGGCGAAGGAGAAACAACAAAGAUGGCGGACAGGCUAACGCAACUUCAAGAUGCAGUCAAUUCUCUUGCUGAUCAGUUUUGCAACGCAAUCGGGGUGCUGCAGCAGUGUGCGCCGCCAGCUUCGUUCAGCAACAUACAGACAGCAAUCAACAAGGACCAGCCAUCGAACCCCACUGAGGAGUAUGCCCAACUAUUUGCUGCACUGAUUGCCCGGACAGCUAAGGAUGUGGAUGUGCUGAUUGACUCACUGCCUAGUGAGGAGUCCACGGCAGCUCUACAGGCGGCCAGUCUGCGGCAGUUGGAGGAGGAGAAUCAUGAUGCAGCGGCACGUCUCGAAGAGGUGGUAUACCGAGGGGACUUGCUACUAGAGAAGAUCCAAAGCGCCCUGGCUGAUAUUGCUCAGUCACAACUUCGUACUCGCAGUGGAGGGCCCAGCCAGACCACACCGCCUGAAUCAUGACCCCACACAACAUGGGGCAAAGACAUUCUCACAUCACAUCACUUUCUCACAUAAACUCACCAGAGGGUGCAAAUGUGUGCAGGAAAUCAAAUAAAGAGCCCAUCUGAACAGCUGACCUCUCAAGGUGAAUCUAUGGAAAAUACUUCUCGCAAUAUGUGAGUGGGACAUUGGGAAGUUGGUGCUUGGGGAAUUCAGUGAGGCCAUGAACUCACAUGUUCCUUUACACAAGGACCUUGAGUUCUGCCAGCAAGGAACUGUUUACUCUGUCCUUUUCUUAGCACACUCUAUUUUGGAUUAAACAGCACUGCUCCGGCGUCAACAUCUGCUGUCAUUUUCUUAACACUGGUUAUUUUGAGGAUGCUAGUUAAGGGUCUGCUGUUGGUAGACAUUUUUGUACAUACUGAAAGAAACUGGUAAAAAUAACAACAAUCCUAAAUUGAUAGAAGCCCAUUUUACAUGCUGCAUGCCAGUAAAUAAUAACGCUUUACAUGCAAGCCCUGUUGUGUUUUAGAAAGUAAUGCUUUGUAUUUCAUACCAAUGUUUUUAUCAACUGUUUAUUUCAAGGCAUAAAUGGCAUUUUAAAAUUAA